Peniophora sp. CBMAI 1063 is the source of this 1740-nucleotide messenger RNA. The record is from the annotation of a GenBank genome assembly. Lineage: Eukaryota; Fungi; Basidiomycota; Agaricomycetes; Russulales; Peniophoraceae.
AUGGAAGUCGACUUCAGACGUCGAGGCGUAUCUACCACAGGCAACUAUUACGCGCAGGCAUUACCACUGGUGCCUGCUUUGGAGCUCGAAACCGUGCUUUACGGAGUGUCAACUACAGCCUUGGCGAUUUUCUUCUAUAAGGAAUUACGCGAAGGCAUUCGAGCGCUUGCAAAACGACGUCUUCUAGGUCUUAUUGUGGUCAUCGCUCUGUAUGCUAUGCUCACAGCGCACUGGGCGCUCUCUGUACAACAGACGAGCAGAUUGCUCUUUAGCGGUUUAGACGUCAAUUACGCGAACGUCUCGGUUCCAGAUGCGUUCCUGUUUCACACUGUCUUUGGUCCCUUCUUACUAGAAACCGGAUUAUUCGGUACAUUCACCACGCUUGCGGUCUACGCUGUCUACACGUUUACUACUCAAGAGAAUGGACUGGCACGACCGGCGCAGUCAGCGAUGAUGGCAGUCACACUCGUGAUGUAUAGUAUCUCGCUCGCCCAUUGGUCCCUGCAGGUGCGCAUGAUCAAUGGGAACUAUACUACUUACUUGGGGGCUGGGGCACAUUUCGUGGAUCCGAGAAUCGUGCCGCUCGCACUCAUAUCGGUGAACAUCAUCCUUGGCGACGGCAUAGUCCUCUGGCGCGCUUGCGUCUUCUGGAGACGGAACAGACUGGUCUACGCUCUCUCUAUAGGGCUCUUCGUGUUCAUCGUCGGUCUUAAUAUCGCGAAUGUGGUCGUGGAGGCUGCGUUCAUGGCGGAGCCAGACAAGAACGUCCGAUGGAUGAAUGAGGCUUGGACACAGCCCGCAUUUAGUGAUUCCGCCUAUGGGGCCGCAGCGCUAGCAUUGAGCUUGGCCACAAACGCCGCCUCUACCAUUGCCAUCGGAUGGAAAACCUGGAUCCAUCGGCGUAAGGUCCUGAGAUACCUCACCGAGUUCAGCCCGCGUAGCAUUGUGGACAAAGUACUCACGCUCCUAUGGGAAAGUGGCUGCAUUUACUGUAUUACCUGGAUCUUGUAUAUCGUCUCCAACAAGUUGGCUCUAUCAGCUCCCUCGCCCGUUGGGGUUGGGACAAUUGCACUGGGUGUCGACUACUUCAACCGUCUCAUGGCACAAUUGACGGGUAUAUAUCCUACGCUGGUACUCGUUCUGGUGGCCCUUGAAAGGAAGCACUUGGAGAGCGCAACAGUCGGACCCAGCAUAUCCUCCAUGAUUCACGAUUCGCCGCAGUCUCGUGAGAGGAUGAACGGCCUCUCACACCGGACAGCACUGCGGCGACCUUCGUUUUCAUCAAGCGGGGCGAUUACUUCGGGAGGAGGGCUCGUCGCCGACAAAGCGGAGUGGGAGUGUGAUGUUGAGAGGGCGGGGUCGGCGUUCGCCAUGCCUGGGGUUGAGGACCACGAUUCACCUAUGGCUUUUCUGCCCAUUGCGAGAACAGCCAAGCGCGAGAGUGUCCUCGCAGUCGACCGUAGUGUCGCGCCCACAUCGAGCGCUGGCUCUGUGGGCCGCCUGUAUCGAACCGCUGCUCGCUUCCUCGAGCGGGACCUCCACGUCGAGUGCAAGCCAUCGCCACCGAUCCUGCCCAAGCAUACCCUUGACGAUGCACGGUGGCCGACCCACGCGUCACUUCCACCGAGCCGCCGCCCGACGCGCUCUACGACCGAGGACUCCUUGGCUGAGGCGACGCCGGAGGAGAUGCGCUCAACCACCAUUCACGACCAUCGCGCGACCGAAGCGUCUGCCCUGUGA